AUGCAAAAGUUGAAAGCUGUUAAGGAUAAGCUCAGAGUGUGGAAUAAGGAAGUCUUUGGUGAUGUUAAACUUGCUCUACAGCAAACUGAAACUGAGCUUCACCAUUUUGAGUUAUUAGCCGAAGAGAGACAACUUAGCGAGGUUGAAAAGACUUCAAGAUGCAAAACCAAAUCUGAAUUUUGGAGACUCUUUCGCUUGAUUGAAUCCAAGUUUAGGAGGAAUAUGAUGGGUUCAAUUAAGGCUAAUGGAAGAUUAGAGGAAAAUCCCAAGGAAAUUAAAGAUGCAGCUGUUGAAUAUUUUUGCACCAACUUCAAAGAGGAACAAAGAACUAGAACUACUUUAGGAGGGGUGUUUAUCAGAAAACUUAGUCCCCUAGUAUCUUCUGAUUUGGAAAAGCAGUUUGAUGAGGGAGAGAUAGUCUCAGCUCUAAAAGGAUGCAGUAGCCUUAAGGCACCAUGCUUUGAUGGCUUUAACUUCUCCUUUAUCAGGAAAGGAUGGGUUGAUUGCCCUACUAGGUUUAAGGAGUUUAGACCAAUUAGUAUGGUGGGGAUCUUGGAUGGUGUUCUAAUAGCUAAUGAAGUAAUACAUAGCUGGAAAAAUAGGUCACAGGAGGCCUCAUUCUCAAAAUUGAUUUUGAGAGAGCAUAUGAUUAUGUGA
This is a messenger RNA of Rhododendron vialii, 657 nucleotides long. RefSeq lists its product as uncharacterized. Lineage: Eukaryota; Viridiplantae; Streptophyta; Magnoliopsida; Ericales; Ericaceae. The record is from RefSeq and is a predicted model, not a curated record. The coding region runs from base 1 to 657 and encodes 218 amino acids. The transcript has 4 exons.